GCCGUCGGGGCAAGCUGGGGCGGCUGGGCUGCUCCGGGGGCCCCCUGUGGAGUCGAUGUUGGCGGGCGCGGCGGGCGCCCCGGGGCCGUGUCCCCUGAGUGAGGACAGCUUCACGCGCUUCUCGUCUCAGAGCAACGUGUACGGACUGGCGCGCGGCGCCCAAGGCCGCGGGGAGCUGCUGGCUGCCACUCUUAAAGGGAAGGUUCUGGGCUUCCGCUACCAGGACCUCCGACAGAAAAUCCGUCCUGUGGCCAAGGAGCUGCAGUUCAACUACAUCCCGGUGGAUGCUGAGAUUGUGUCCAUCGACACGUUCAACAAGUCGGCCCCCAAGCGGGGCUUGGUGGUGGGAAUCACGUUCAUCAAGGACUCCGGGGACAAAGCCAGCCCCUUUCUCAACAUUUACUGUGAUUAUGAGCCUGGAUCAGAAUACAAUCUGGACUCCAUUGCCCAGAGCUGCCUGAACCUGGAGCUGCAGUUUACCCCUUUCCAGCUGGGCCAUGCCGAGGUCCAGGUUGGGGAUCAACUGGAGACAGUGUUUCUGCUCAGUGGGAACAACCCUGCCAUUCAUCUUUAUAAGGAGAAUGAGGGUCUGCAUCAGUUUGAGGAGCAGCCGGUAGAGAAUCUCUUUCCUGAGCUCACAGACCUGAGCAGCAGCGUUCUGUGGCUCCACGUGUCCAACAUCCCAGGCUCGGGCCGGCGGCUCACCGCCUUUGGCUGCCAGAGUGGAUAUGUCCGGGUUGCCCAUGUUGACCAGACCAGCAGAACUGUGCUGCAGACAUGGACAGUCCAACAGGAUGGACCCAUCUCCCGAGUUGUGGUCUUCAGCCUCUCUCCCCCUGCAGCAGACCCCUCAGCCCCCAGGGAGGGGGGAAAUGAGGCCAAGGGGCUGCCCCCACCCCCAGAGGAGUACAGCAUCUUGGUGGCCAGUAUGAUGGAGCCAGCAGUGGUGUAUCGGAAUGUCUUGUCCCAUGGGCUUCGGGACCAAGUGCUGCUGCCAGGGAGUGACCAGUUUGACAGUGUCCUGUGUGGGCUCGUCACUGACGUGGACCUGGAUGGGAAGCCUGAGAUUCUGCUGGGCACCUACGGCCAGGAGCUGCUGUGUUACAAGUCCUGUGAGGCUGGGGGCCUGACUUUAGGCCUCCCCAAGACUGAGGCUGAUGGCGGCUUCCGCCUCCUGUGGCAUCGAAGUUUUGCCAGCCCUCUGCUGGCCAUGGAACAUGUGGAUCUGACUGGGGAUGGCCUUCGGGAGCUCGCCGUGGUCUCCCUGAAGGGUCUGCACAUCCUACAGCACAGUCUGACCCAGGCAUCCCGACUGGUCCUGACCCGGCUUCAGCAGAGGGCUCAGCAGCAGAGACGCCAACCACAGGCCGAGGGAGAUGGGCCCGGGACAGCCCAACGCUUGGUGCCUUGAGCCCCCUCGUCAAUUCUCGUUGGCCCAUCUGUCCUCGGCUCAGGGAGUCAGGACAGCAGGGAGGGCCGUGCCCAGGGACCCCUGCAUUAGUUGGGGGUGGGGGGUGGGAAAUUUUGGAUGAGGUCAGAUGACUGGGAAUAAACCUGAGAAGAGGCUCUUCCUCCCA
Trichosurus vulpecula (common brushtail) is the source of this 1577-nucleotide messenger RNA. It is a transcript of the gene KPTN, whose product is annotated as kaptin, actin binding protein. Gene Ontology annotation, cellular component: lamellipodium; KICSTOR complex; actin cytoskeleton. Gene Ontology annotation, biological process: actin filament organization; cellular response to amino acid starvation; negative regulation of TORC1 signaling. The coding region runs from base 56 to 1411 and encodes 451 amino acids. The transcript has 12 exons. Gene Ontology annotation, molecular function: actin filament binding. Lineage: Eukaryota; Metazoa; Chordata; Mammalia; Diprotodontia; Phalangeridae. The record is from RefSeq and is a predicted model, not a curated record.